Cylas formicarius (sweet potato weevil) is the source of this 483-nucleotide messenger RNA. Its product is annotated as caveolin-2-like. The transcript is spliced from 3 exons. Gene Ontology annotation, biological process: caveola assembly. Gene Ontology annotation, molecular function: molecular adaptor activity. The record is from RefSeq and is a predicted model, not a curated record. Bases 34 to 483 code for a protein of 149 amino acids. NCBI's taxonomy places the organism in Eukaryota, Metazoa, Arthropoda, Insecta, Coleoptera, Brentidae. Gene Ontology annotation, cellular component: caveola.
CCUACUACCAAAAACAACUGCAAUACGAUCGCCAUGUCGAAGUCGGAGAGCGAAAUCGUUGACUUAGAGGAUCGAGAUCCUCGUAAUCUUAGCCAGCAUAUACAGGUAUCUUGGAGUGAUAUCUUUGGAGAGCCAGGGUCUAUCAGAAGUCCGGAAUGUGCCUGGAGCGUCAGCCAGCACUGUUUCAAAUUAUCCAGAAAUGUUGUCUAUAUAUGUUUUACUGUUUUGUGCGCUCCCGUGGUAUCUUGUAUCAUGGGUGCGUGUUUCGCUUGCAUUUCGUUCCAGUAUAUUUGGUGUCUUAACCCGUGCUUGAGGUUAUGGAAGAUCUCUUGUGGUGCUACAAGGAAUUUUGUAAAGGGCGUGACAAACGGAAUCGUCAUCCCAUGCGCAGAAGCGUGCGGUUACGUAUUAUCGCAGAUAAGGGUAAGGACUAGCGUGAUGUCGGAUGAAAAAGAAGAAAAUGUUGAGUUCUUAAUUGUUUAA